AUGGACUCAGGUAAAGAGGUUGAGGAAUCAUCAACAGCUCCCAUUCUAGAAUCCAAGAGGACAAGAAGCAAUGGCAAAGGGAAAUCCAUUGAUGUUGGGGAUGCUCCUCCACCUGCAGUUGUUGUUACCACAAAAGCUACUCCACUUCGUAAAGGUGGAAUGAAAAGGGGAAUAGCAAUCUUAGACUUCAUUCUCAGGCUUAGUGCCAUUGGUUCUGCUCUUGGUGCUGCUGCUCUUAUGGGGACUAAUGAACAAAUACUCCCAUUCUUCACUCAGUUUCUUCAGUUUCAUGCUCAAUGGGAUGAUUUUCCAAUGUUUAAGUUUUUUGUGGGAGCAAAUGCAACAGCAGGUGGAAUUCUCGUCCUCUCCUUACCAUUCUCAAUUGUCUGCAUUGUUAGACCACAUGCAACUGGACCACGUUUUCUACUUGUGAUCAUUGAUUUAGUGAUGAUGGCGUUAGUUGUUGCAGCUGCUUCAGCUGCUGCAGCUGUUGUGUUCUUAGCACAUAAUGGAAGUCAAGAUGCUAAUUGGAAUGCCAUUUGUCAACAGUUCGCUGAUUUUUGCCAGGGUUCAAGUUUGGCUGUGAUUUCUUCUUUUGUUGCUGCGGUUUUCUUAGCUUGUUCGAUUGUGGUGUCUUCAGUGGCUCUGAAAAGGAGUUAA
This is a messenger RNA of Lathyrus sativus (Indian pea), 660 nucleotides long. Lineage: Eukaryota; Viridiplantae; Streptophyta; Magnoliopsida; Fabales; Fabaceae. The record is from the annotation of a GenBank genome assembly.